Haemorhous mexicanus (house finch) is the source of this 7403-nucleotide messenger RNA. RefSeq names its product sosondowah ankyrin repeat domain family member D (gene SOWAHD). Bases 2122 to 3132 code for a protein of 336 amino acids. Lineage: Eukaryota; Metazoa; Chordata; Aves; Passeriformes; Fringillidae. The record is from RefSeq and is a predicted model, not a curated record. Gene Ontology annotation, molecular function: protein binding. The transcript has a single exon.
GGGGUGCAGCCUCAGCUCCCGGCCUGUCAUGAGCACAGCCGCAGCUUCGAGGGUGUAGCUGGUGCCGCUUGGGUUUCCCUUCGUUUGAUGGCAGCACAAGCAAAAACGAGGCUGGGGAAACUCGGUCCUUCCCCAAAGUAACUUUCCUGGCCCCUGGACUCCCGAGGUUGACUCCUGAUUUUAUCAUGGUCAGAGUUCACCAGUGUGUCCAGUCCCUAAUGCAGGCAUGACCACGGUGGCCCUGAAUGGGAGGCUUGCUUUGCACCAUUAAUGCCUUCAUUCCCCAAGAGCAGCUCCUUACUUCCCUCCUUGUUUUCCCCAGAUGCCACCCAAGUGUUUUCAACUGUUCAUCAGGAUCUCAUGGCUCUGUGGUUCAAGUUCUCUGCCUCCCUGAGCCCACAGAAGCCACCAAAACCCAGUGACAAAAUCAGGCAGCUCCAGACAGGGAACAAGGGGGCAAUUAUGCUUUCACCACCAUUUGUUUGGGAUUUGAGAUUAUGCCAACUCCCCACACAUCCCAGAAAAACUGGUCCAAGUGGUUGGAAAAAGACCAAGGCCUUCAAGGCUGACGACCAGCUCAGGGCAAGUCAGAGCAGGGCUAAAGCUUAGGGAAGGCAAAGAAGAAAGCUUCAAGGGGCUAGUGUGACUUUUAACUGCCUGACCAGCUGCAAAACCAUCUGGUGACAGUUCAGCCAUGGGUGUCAGAGCAGUCAUGGAUAAGAAACUUCUGGAGAGAAAGAGGACUGGGACCUUUUGCAGCAGAAAAAUUAGUCCUGAUUGAUAACAAAAUUAGGGUACAAACUACUGGCUGCAGCUGUCAGCAUAGACUGUGCUACAAAGUGUAUCACAGCAAGCAAGGAAGGUCAAAUUCCCGUGGGAUGAAACACUGGGUGGCAAGAAGCCAAACAGUGUCCCAGGCUGGGCUUCCCUUAUAUCAGAGAAACCCAUCAGCCACUGGAACAUGGCCUCUUGGGGCAGUAACCUGGGCCGUCCUGAGCACAGCAUCAAGGAGAAGCAUUGCAGCCAUAGGGGCCUGUUUCAGAGGGACUGUAAAGCAAUUGCUUCAGUGAGACAACUUUGGGGUGCUGCUGGGGUCAGAGGAAGUGUCCUGAGACCAGUGUCAUGGAUCUACACACGCCAGGCAAUGUAACAGGGUCUGACCCUGCUAAGAUUGCUGGGUUCAAGUGAAUGUUUCCAGUGAGUCUUUUGUUAGUUCUUUGGUUACAGCUCAAGCUGGUGGUUCCAGAGAGGGACCCCAAUCCCGAUUCACACCUCUCAGUUAUACCCCGACACUCAUCACCCAAUCCAAGUCAAUCACUAAAUUCUGGCUGGCAGUAUCUUGAUUUCUUGCUGGGUUUCACUGGAGCUGGGCUGGCUGCCUUCUGAUGUUGCUUUAUUCUCCUGGGAUUGUUUCCUUGGCCCUUAUCAUCUCCAUUCUGCUCAUAUCUGCUGAAUUUCAAGAGUGUUGUGUUAGCAGCAUCAUUUUAUCAAAAGUUUAUGUUUGGUCAGCUCUUAUGGCCUAAGGCUUUGGCUACUUCAGGUGCUAAUGCUGAGCCAGCAGUGCUAAACGAGACCAUUCAGGCAGGAGAAUCUAGUUCAACAAUUUCUGCUGUAGCGUCAGCACUGAGCUGCCCAGGACCUGCCUCCGUCAGGUGCCACGGUUCUGCACGCUCCCUGUAUUCCCACUCCCUCCCUGUAUUCCACCACGUUGCCUGUAUUCCCGUCCUUUCCCUGUAUUCCCACACGCUCCCUGUAUUCCCACACUUUCCCUGUAUUCCCGCUCCCUCACUAUAUUUCCUCACUUUCCUAUAUUUCCCAGCCUUUCCCUGCUGCGCGCACACGUUCCCGCAGCCCGGCCGCCCUCCCUCUGUGCCGGCUCAGGCGAGCGUGGCCGGGCCGGGGGGCAGAGCCAGCCCUGUGUGAGGCCGUGCCCGGCAGCCACGGACACAGCGUGACCAAAGGUCACCCGCACCGCCCCGGCGCCGCCAUGCCCUGCCGCCGUGCCCUGCUGCCGUGCGGAUCGGUUCCUCCUUCGCCGAGGGCCGGCAGGGGAAGCGCGGGGUGAGUGCAGGGGAGCGUGAGCCCUGCCCUGCUGGGGCCAGCCCUGCGAGAGACACCGCCAUGGCCCGGCAGGAGCGGGAGAAGGGCGAGGCGGAGCAGAAGGUAGCUGGCAUCUCCCGCAGGUUCUCCUUCCUGGAUGCCGCCCAGCCCCGAGCGGGCGGCCCGGCCCGCGGCUCCCAUCUCUGGCCAGCCACGCUGGGGAGCAGGGAGCGUUUCCAUACGCUGCAGAAGAUGGACACCAACAAAAGCAUCAACUGGGGCAGGCACAGCCUGGGGAGCUGGGGCAGGACUUCAGGCAGGUUCUCCGUUAGCCCCAGUAGUACCCGGAGGAAGGAGCUGAAGGAAAUCCUCCUGCAGAGCAACAGCCCUGGCAGCACCAUGCGGUUUGCCGCUGCUCAGAAGACAUCCAGCAGCAGCGGUCUUCCUGCAGGGCUGCACCAAGAGCAGAAGCCUGAGCAGAGCCCUGAUCUGCUGCCCCUUGUCCUCGAUCCCCUGGAGCACGCAUGGCUGCUGACGGUGGCCGAGGGUGAUGCGGACAGCAUCAUCAAGCUUCUGGACCUGGAUCCCAGCCUGCUGACCAGGAGAGACUUUGUGACAGGCUUCACCGCUCUCCACUGGCUUGCCAAGCAUGGCCACCAUGAGAGCUUCAUCCAGGUCAUCUCCCAUGCCCAGAAAAAAGGCUACCCUGUCAACAUGAACAUCCCCACAGCCAGCGGCGGGCUCACCCCUUUGCACCUGGCUGCCUUGCAGGGACACGAGGUGCUCAUCAAGGUGCUGGUGGGAGCUUACGGGGCAGACACCACCUGCAGGGACCACAACGGGCGCAAGGCUUGGCAGUACCUGCCAGCAGACACCUCCAGGGACCUGAAGGAGCUGGCAGGGGCCUUGGAGGAGGACUUGGUCCAGCUGCACUCUCACAACACCAACAACAACUGUAAGUCAUCCAGAGAGGCUGGGGCAGGGCAGGACUGUGUGGACUCCGGGGCCGAGGGAAAAGCCCAGCAUUCCUGGGGCCUGUCGACCCUGCGAGGCUUUGUUAGACAGGCCUUUGCUUUCUUCCAUGAGCGCUGAAGCUCUCCUGGCUCCAUUCCCCAGUAAACCCAUGCUGGAUAGCAGCUGGAAAAGCCUGCAGGGAGCUAAGAACUUGGCUACUCAAAAUCCUGCCUUGUGAGGAUUAAGCCAUGGCACUAUGGCCACCCUGGGUCUUGUGGUAUUUUGGGACUCUUCCAGUGUCUGCGUGGAGCACCACGGCCAUUGGGAGCAGUACCUUGGGACAGCCCUUCCAAAAAACUGCCUGUCUGCAGAGGGGGUUGUGCCCCCUCUGGAUGGGGACUCCUUGCUGCAUCCCAGCAGAUCACCAUGGUUGGGGCUCACGUGUCAGCUCUGCUGUGGGGAGCUGCUCCAACACCCUGCGUGCCCGCAGGAGGAUGCUGACCCACCAUGUGUGGAUCUCAUGCUGCAAACGCCUUCCAGCUUCCUGCAAGAUCUCCUGAUCUCUGCCAUAUGCACCUUCUCUGGGUUGAUGUUUGUUUAUGACAGCUGAUUAUAAAGCUGAUUCUCAGUAGAGUAAGAGCUAAGGGCCCUGUUUGUCAGAAGAGUCCAGGCCAAGAGAAGCCUUUCAAAAUGCAAAGCAACUCACACUGGUAGCCCUUCCCCUGAGAUCCCCAUCCCAGGAAGCCUGAAAUGCUCCACCUCAUUAGGGAUGGGGGCCAGAGCAAAGGAGGCAGGAAGGACACAAGGGGGGAAGCCUGUGGUGGCUUCUUUGGGGAUUAGAGUUCAGGAACAGCUUUGGAAAGAUGAUUCAUCCUCAGAAACUGUGGAAAAGGUAUGUGAAGGCUGUGAGAUUAAGAUUAUUUUUAUUGCUACUGAGGUCAAGCUCAAAAAUGAAACUCUGAUGAGCAUUGCUGCAGCAGCAUAACAGUGCAUGUAUGUCUCAGUCACUGCAUUAAAAGGGCAAAGCCUCUGCUCACCUGUUUGUGUUUUGUUCACCAAGUGAAGUUCUGCCCUGAUGAUUUCAACUUGCUUUUUACAUUCUCAAAGACCAGUACUGAUUUAAAAUAUCUUCAGAAAAACAACAGUCCCUUCCUCUUUCUCAUCAGCACGAGACUAUUCCUACACCCUUAAAUAGCUGUGCCGUUUGAGAAGUGCUUCUCAGACAGGAACUGGGGAGUUUCUGUUCCCCAGGGCAGCCCUUGCAGGGACAGCUCCUUUAGGGGGGCAGUUGUGGUUUUCUUUCCAGCUGCCUUUCAGGGGGCCUGCAGGGGUGACCGAGGGACUCAAGGUGAUCUGGCCUGGCUACACAGGUGCGUUUGCAUCUUGAUGCAGAAAGAUACACAAAGACACACAGGUAACUCCCUCUGGGGAACUAGAGCUGGGGGGUUUCACAGCUCCUGAGCAAACUCCAAUUAUAUUCAGACUGCUUAGACACCAAAAUAACCCAGUCUGCAGUAAUGACGUGUGGAAGAGCAGCCUCCACAUGAGUGAACAGGGAUCCAGUGAUUGGAUAAUGCCCAGUCCAGGUGCCUGGGUGGAUAUAUAGAUGUGUCUGGACAUUUUAGUCCUUGAGAUCAGUAGCAGAUACAUACAAAACACACUAGAACUAGAUUUAAUGCUUGAUCUACAAUGCUUUAGCUCUAAUAGAUUGAAGAUGUUGUCAAUGCAGCUCCUUCUGGAACCGCUGUGGCCAUGUCCAUGCCAUGGGAGAGCAGGCUGGCUUCUCACAAGUCUGCUCAUGCCAGCACAAACUCCAUGAACAGCACUGGUGUCAAGUUCUGGUAACCAAAGUGCUGUUGAUAAGACAGACAGGACUGACAAAAUAUUGUUUUUACCUAUUAGUCUUCUGUUACCCUUUUACAGCUGUCAGGGAAGGGGCACAGGAUGGCUCCUACAUCCUCCUCUGAGUAAGGCACAGAGUAAACAGUGGAAUAGAGAAUUUCCUUGAAGGAGCCAUUUCCUUGGCAAUAGUACCUGUGGCUUAGUCAUGCUCCACCCAGAAACAUGGACUUAAAUGUUCCAUUUAAAAGUAAAAUUUGGCUGACAAAUGCUGCACCUAAAUACAACAAAAUUAUUUUCAGUUAUUACCUCCUGUUGAGAGAUAACCAAAACCCUCUAAAGACAGCUUUGCCCUCAUCCUUUGGUCAUGGGUUUGACCUGGUGUUCUGUGCUGAGACAAAUUAGGUGGGGACUUCAGAGCAGAACCAGAACUCUGCUUCUCUAGAUAUGUUCCAACAUCCUCACCAUGUCACCCCCUGACCUGGGUGGGUCCCUUUCCACUGAGCAAAAUAACCCCCCACAUUUCCUUCCAGUGACCCACCCCUUUGUCUUGCUCGGUUCAUUUUCAUACCUACAGUUGAUUUGGAUACAGAGACAUCUUUAGAAAAAUAUUCCUCAAGUAUACAAUCAGCUCCAACUUUGCUUUUGACUCAGAAAACAAAACAUAUCCACCAAAAUCAAUGGACUAAAAUAUCUAAAUAUUUUUUCUUUAAAGCUUCUGUUGAUGUCUCAGUUAUCAUGUGUGUUAGCUCAGUUCUGCAGAGAUUCCUGAUUCCCUCUCACAGGAAGGAGAGGGCAAAGAGAGCUGCCACAGACAACAGAAAACAUUCAAACCCAGAGAUAUUUGUUUGGUUAAGGUUCUGCAGAGGAUUGAGUUUAACCCAAGCUAAAUUUGUACCAAAUUCACUUUUUUUUAUCCCUUAAUGUCCAGCUUGAAAAGCAGAUUCAGUCAAAUAGGGAAAAUAAUACAAGGAGUUAUUUUCCAAAACAGUUCCUUAGUAGAAGUUACUUCCACCUAAUAAAAAUAUUAGUCAUGAUAGUAAUAGGGAGACUUUCUAAUAAAUAGUAAUAAAUUGUCCAGUCUGUUGCUCAGGAAAGUUUUCCCACAAAUGCCAAGGAAAAAACUGUCUCUUUCCAUUCUCAAGUCCAUAAAAUUGCUGUUUUCCUCCUCAGCCAGAUCCCCAUAGACACAAUUACAGAGAAACUCUAUGAGCAGCUUUGCCUGCCAGCAGUGAUGCGGAGAGGCUGGGGGAGGUAAGCUGGAUGCCAAGGCAGAACUCCAGUCCUCAGCAGUGCUGUUAUUUCCUGAACACUCACUUCAAAGAGUGCAGGAAAGCUUUAAAAAUCAUUGAAGUCAGAGUGGCUGCAGCAUGCAAGCCUCUGCUCAAACACCUCUGGCAAUGCUGUUUGCUGCUUUCCUGUUGCAGUGACUUUGUGCUUCCCCCUGACGAUGGAGUCCAGACUUUACCAGACAGGACAAGGAGCUAGAGGAUACCUCUGAAGUAUCCUGAAGUUGGUAAAAAUCCCAGCCUUGCUCACCCCGAGUUACAGAACCCUGCAGCUCACCUUAGGAAGGAGACACCUCAUGACCUCUGAGUGAGAUAUGUAUUUCUUAGCAUUUACAUGCUGUUUGGCACAUGCUGUACCCAGUGUUAUUUGCUCAGAGUUGCAAUACAAAGCAGUGUGAAAGCAGCAACCCAGAAGGUAUGGCAGCCUGAAGCUUCCUCAGGAAGCUGCCUCUCAGGAACAGACCCACGAGCUGAGGCUGAAGGCAGGAAUGAAGCAGCACCUUUGGCAGCCUUCAGUGUCAGGAUGGGCUUGGCCACAGCCCAGGACAGGGAUUUCCUGCUGACCAGAGCAGCAACCCCAGUUCAGAGCAGUGAACAGAAAGGACUGUGUGCAGAGCCACAGCUCCUCCACUUCCCUGCAGUAAAUUGGUUUCACAGGCCCCAGCAGAGAAUACCAGCACAGGGGAGCUGGAGUGCCAGAGACAAGAGACCCUUAAUCCCCUUUUUCCUCUCCCUUUUUAAAUAGCUGCAAACCCUUUGAGCCCCAUCCUAAAUUUCUACCUGUCUGCUGAGAAUGUUUUAUACUAAGCUGCACCUGUGGUUGGUGCUGAUUUAUCAAACCAACACAGACUCCUUAACAAAACUCAUGUUAUUUAAUAUUCUAAAUACAGUACACAGACAGUAUAUGCUGCACUCUACAGUACUGCAUUUUGUAAGAGAUUUUCUUCAAGUCUGAUUUUGCCUUUUUUUAUAAAUUGGUACUUUGCUCCUGAAGGUUUACAGUCAGUGAAAAGGAAGACACAGCCUACUCUACCUGAAAAGAGCUGACAGGGCUCCUCAUACUAGGUGAUAAUUUAACUAACAUUACCAUUAAUUUGUUACAAUCCCACCACAUACAUAGGAAAUAAUUUUCAAAACCAAAGUCAUUCAGGUCCAUAUUUAUUAGUAAGCCUGUGCAGUGUCAAUGCUCACGGUGAUGCCUGAAAGAACACCAAUAGAACACAGUCUCCAUGUUUCAGAUACAAAGAUUUUCCCAGUUAACAUCAACAUCCCAGACCAGCU